Molecule: messenger RNA, 846 nt
Organism: Formica exsecta
Lineage: Eukaryota; Metazoa; Arthropoda; Insecta; Hymenoptera; Formicidae
Exons: 3
Coding region: 1-846 (281 amino acids)
Source: RefSeq, a predicted model, not a curated record
AUGCUGAAUCAUCAGACAAUGAUGAUGUACAUAUUUGAAGAUUUGAAGGCCGAGUGUAUCAACAUACGAGAGGCACUAAAAGAAUGGGCAGUGACAUUUCAUAUAUGCCAUAAUGCAAUAAAAGCAUUACUGGAUAUUUUGAUUCUUUCAAAAAUACCAAAUAUGCCUCGAGAUCCGAGGACACUAUUGGAAACACCAAGAACAGUAGCUACUAUAAAGAUGGGAAGCGGACAAUAUUGGCACAAUGGACUAAAGACUUGUCUUGAAAAGUGUUUAUCUCAUGUAGAGAACCCGAUGGACAUUGCACUUAAUUUUAACAUCGAUGGAUUGCCAAUUCACAAUAGUUCAAAGAUGCAGUUCUGGCCAAUAUUGUUUUCGAUACAUGAUUCGAAUAUUGAACCUAUGAUUAUUGGAAUUUAUUGCGGAGAAAAUAAACCUCCAACUCCUGAUGAGUUUUUAACCUCUUUUGUCGAUGAAUUGUUAACCAUUUUAAAUAAUGGCAUUAUCGUCAAUGGAUAUAAAAUUAAUAUACAUAUUCGAUGCUUCAUAUGUGAUACUCCUGCCAGGUCUUUUAUUAAAGGUACUGUUAAUUUUAAUGGUUAUAGUUCGUGUCUAAAGUGUACGACUACAGGUGAAUAUUAUCAUAAAGAACAUCGAAUUAGUUUUCCACGCAUAGAUAUGCCUAGAAGAACUGAUGCAACUUUCCGCAACAGAACCGAUCCAGAUCAUCAUAAAAUGGAUACACCUUUGGAAAAACUUCCAAUUGACAUGAUAAAAGGUAUUCCAGUAUCCGAUUCAUUGCAUUUAUUAGACCUAGCCGGUCGUACUCAAAGUAUUUACAUGUAG